Messenger RNA from Drosophila suzukii, 344 nucleotides. Its product is annotated as drosomycin-like. Gene Ontology annotation, biological process: defense response. NCBI's taxonomy places the organism in Eukaryota, Metazoa, Arthropoda, Insecta, Diptera, Drosophilidae. The record is from RefSeq and is a predicted model, not a curated record.
CAAAUUCGAUACGGAUCUGAUUCGGUUUAUAUCAUAAUUACCACACCCCGAAAAUUAACAAAAAUGAUGCAAAUCAAGUUUCUAUUCACUUUCGUCGCUGUCCUGAUGCUGGUGGUCCUAGGAGGCAAAGAGGCCGAUGCUGUCGACUGUCUUUCUGGAAGAUAUGGAGGUCCUUGCGCCGUCUGGGACAAUGAGACCUGCAGAAGAAUUUGCAGGGAAGAAGGACGAGUCAGUGGACACUGCAGUGCCAGACUUCAGUGCUGGUGCGAAGGAUGCUGAGUUGAAAUUUAAAUUUGCGUUACUAACAACAAAAUAAAUUUAAAUAUUUGCAAGCAAAUCGUUAA